This is a messenger RNA of Capronia coronata CBS 617.96, 1173 nucleotides long. RefSeq lists its product as uncharacterized. Lineage: Eukaryota; Fungi; Ascomycota; Eurotiomycetes; Chaetothyriales; Herpotrichiellaceae. The record is from RefSeq and is a predicted model, not a curated record. Gene Ontology annotation, biological process: isoprenoid biosynthetic process. Gene Ontology annotation, molecular function: prenyltransferase activity. Bases 1 to 1173 code for a protein of 390 amino acids. The transcript has a single exon.
AUGUCGACCCUUUCCGAGAACCCAACCUCACCCAACGCGAUCCCCAUCCGCUACAGCUCUGCCGGAGUUUCCAAUGGCGUGCAACAUCAGCCCUCGAAAUCCGUCCUCAAGCCGCUUCCGGAGGAUACUUGGAUCGCGUCCAAGCACCACUCACUCCCCCCUUCGCUGAGCCCUCCACCAGCGCUGGUCGACGUCACGAAUGGCAUCCGGCGCAGGCAUUCUAAAAAGAAAUCUACUCCGGAAAAUAUCAUACCUCGGCGGACAAUGGGAGACUGGACGGAGCAGAAGGAGAAGAUCAUCCUAGGACCCUACGACUACCUGUUCUCACACCCAGGCAAGGAUAUCAGGUCGGCCCUUAUCACGGCAUUCGACGGCUUCCUUCAUGUUCCUAGCCGAUCGCUCGAGGUUAUCAGGAAAGUCGUCGGUAUGCUACACACAUCUUCACUCUUGAUCGAUGAUGUGCAGGACGGUAGCAUCCUGCGGAGAGGAAUACCUGUGGCGCACAACAUCUUUGGUACGGCCCAGACCAUCAACAGCGCCAAUUAUGUCUACUUCCUCGCUCUGCAAGAACUGCAACACCUGGAGAAUAAGGAAGAAGCCAUUGAGAUCUUCACCAGCGAGAUGCUCAACCUCCAUCGUGGCCAAGGAAUGGAUCUUUACUGGCGUGACACUCUCACGUGUCCAACGGAAGACGACUACCUCGAAAUGGUGCAGAACAAAACCGGUGGCUUGUUCCGUCUAGCCGUCAAGCUGAUGCAGGCCGAGUCGCCUGAGAAGGGCCGACUAGACUGCGUACCCCUCGUCAACCUGAUGGGGUUGGUGUUCCAGAUAUGCGACGACUACCUCAACUUGUCUUCCAGCGUCUAUACUAAGAACAAAGGCCUGUGUGAGGACUUGACCGAAGGCAAAUUCUCCUUCCCCGUCAUCCACUCCAUCAGGAGCAAUCCCUCCAACCUACAACUUAUCAAUAUCCUCAAGCAGAAACCCACGGACGUCGAAGUCAAGAAAUACGCGGUUCAGUAUAUGGAGGGCACGGGCAGCUUCGAAUACACGAGAAAGGUCGUGCAAGAGCUGAAACAAAAAGCCUCAGCCCUGAUUGCGGAGAUGGAUGGAGGUUCGGGGAAUGGCAACGAAGUGAACCUGAUACUGGACAGGAUGGAAGUGGACCAGUAA